CCCAUCCUCGUCACCAUGCCAAACAUUUCCCCCGCGCACGUCGCUCCUAUAAAUACGACGCGGUUCCGCCUCCCCUGCCAAGUCAAAGCAACCAGCAGCGAGCCAGCCAGGCAACCGAUUGAGUUGAAUACGACGCGCUUCCGCUCCGGUCACCUACCACCAAUCCUCCCUCUCGCCAGCUCCGAUCCCCAUUGCAGCAUUCCUGCCUCCGACCCACCCAUGGCGGCCGCCAAGUCCGUCAAGCGGCUGGCGCAGCGGCUGGUCACCCCCGCCGAGCCCACGCCGGCCGGCCCGCUCCGCCUCUCCUGGCUCGACCGCUACCCCACCCAGAUGGCGCUCAUCGAGUCGCUGCACGUCUUCAAGCCGGCUCCUGGCCGGGACGGCGGCGAUGCCGGCCCGGCGAGCACCAUCGAGCGGGCCCUGGCGCAGGCCCUCGUCCAGUAUUACCCACUCGCCGGCCGCCUCGGGUUCACAGAGGAAGGUGGGCUGCUGCAGGUCGACUGCGGCGGCGACGGCAGCGGCGUCUGGUUCACCGAGGCCGCCGCCGGCUGCGCGCUCGAGGACGUCGAGUACCUGGAGCACCCCAUGAUGAUCGCCAAGGACGAGUUGCUCCCGCCCACGCCGGCACAGGAGCAGGACGCGCGGAAGCUCGUCCUGCUCGUCCAGGUCACCACCUUCGCCUGCGGCGGCUUCGUCGUCGGCUUCCGCUUCAGCCACGCCGUCGCCGACGGCCCCGGCGCCGCGCAGUUCAUGGCCGCCGUUGGCGACAUCGCCCGCGGCCGCGCCGUGGAAGGGUUGACGGUGGAGCCGCAGUGGGGCCGCGAGGCCAUCCCCGACCCGGCCGGCGCCGUCAUCGGCAGCCUGCCCAGCCCCGCGGGCGCCAAGCGCCUCGAGUACCUCGCCAUGGACAUCUCCGCGGACUACAUCAACCACUUCAAGUCCCAGUACAACUCGUCGCACACCGGCUCCUGGUGCUCGGCGUUCGAGGUGCUGGUGGCCAAGGCGUGGCAGAGCCGCACCCGCGCGGCGGGGUUCGAGCCGGACUCCACCGUCCACCUCUGCUUCGCCAUGAACGCCCGGCCCCUCCUGCACGCCUCGCUCCCGCGCGCCGGGGCCGGGUUCUACGGCAACUGCUACUACAUCAUGCGCGUGUCGACACCCGCGGGCAAGGUGUCCGGCUCCACGAUCCCCGAAGUGGUGAAGAUCAUCAAGGACGGGAAGAGGCGGAUGCCGUCGGAGUUCGGGCGGUGGGCGACCGGGGAGGCCGGCGCCGACGGCGGCGCGGACCCGUACCAGAUCACGUCGGACUACCGGACGCUGCUGGUGUCAGACUGGACGCGGCUCGGGUUCGCCGAGGUGGACUACGGCUGGGGACCUCCGGCGCACGUCGUGCCCCUGACGAACCUGGACUACAUCGCGACGUGCAUCUUGGUGAAACCGUGGGCGCACAAGCCAGGGGCGCGGCUCAUCACUCAGUGCGUGACGCCCGACCGCAUCGCCGCCUUCCACGAAGGGAUGCUCGACAUGAACUGACCGGAGCCGAGCACGACGACGGAGCCAAAGAAGAAGUCCAAGACGAAGGCGAGAGGAAUUGACAUGUUUAUGUGAUGAUUAAAUUAGUAGGUAAUAUUGGGUUGGUUGUUUGGAUGGAUUGAUGUAGGUUGGUGGUGUGUAGUUUAACCGGAAAUAAGCUCCCCGAUUCGGGGGGUUGGGUCGUGAUUGGAUUUGGUGGGAAAAGCCACCAACUAACUAAUCCUUGUAAGAAUCAUUUGUGACAUGAUACUAUACUAGAGAAAUUUUGUUUUGUUUC
This is a messenger RNA of Triticum aestivum (bread wheat), 1810 nucleotides long. RefSeq names its product acyl transferase 7. The coding region runs from base 16 to 1533 and encodes 505 amino acids. Lineage: Eukaryota; Viridiplantae; Streptophyta; Magnoliopsida; Poales; Poaceae. The transcript has a single exon. The record is from RefSeq and is a predicted model, not a curated record.